AUGCAGGUGCUGCAGAUGGUCAAGGAGCUGGUGUCGCCGUCCAGACGCUUUCCAGCGUCCGACAGCGAUCGGGAUGCCGCCGUGAAACUGGAACAGGAACGAACCGAAAUUGUGGCCAAAUAUGAAAAGGGAAAGGAGGCCACCGUGGAGCCCUGGGAGGAUACCGACUUUCACCUCUACAAGGUCGUGGACCGCUUUGGCUUCGUGCAUGAAAAGGAGCUUCCUUCUUACGACUCUGUGGAGGAAAAGCACAAGCAUACCGAAUUGGAGAGGACUACCAAGUGGCUGAAGAUGUUGAAAAGCUGGGACAAAUACAAAAACAGCGAAAAGCUCGCGCGUAGGAUCUACAAGGGAAUCCCGCUGCAGCUUCGGGGGGAAGUCUGGUCGCUCCUGCUGGACGUUCCCAAAAUCAAGGAGGAAAAAAAGGACUUCUACGAGAAGCUGAAGAGCCGGGCCAAGGGCUCCUCGCCGGACAUCCGCCAAAUCGACCUGGACGUCAACCGAACCUACAGGGAUCACAUCAUGUUCAUGCAUCGCUACGACGUCAAGCAGCAAGCCCUCUUUCACGUUCUCACCGCUUACUCCGUCUACAACGUGGAGGUGGGCUACUGCCAGGGCAUGAGUCAGAUCACAGCGCUGCUGCUCAUCUACAUGAACGAAGAAGACGCCUUCUGGGCUUUGGUCAGGCUACUGUCGGGACGCAAGCACGCCAUGCACGGCUUUUUUGUCCCCGGCUUCCCCAAGCUGCUCCGUUUCCAGGAGCACCACGACCGCAUCUUGAAGGAAAGGAUGCCCAAGCUCAAGCGUCACCUGGACAGUCAAGAUGUUCUGACCAGCCUUUACACCAUGAAGUGGUUCUUCCAGUGCUUCCUGGACAGAACGCCGUUCACGCUGACUCUCAGGAUCUGGGACAUCUACAUCCUAGAGGGCGAGAGAAUUCUUCCCGCCAUGUCCUACACGGUCCUCAAACUGCACAAGAAGCACUUGAUGAAGUUGUCCAUGGAGGAGCUGGUGGACUUCCUGCAGGUGACCUUGUCCAAGAAUUUCUUUUUCGACGACGACGUGGUGGUGGAGCAGCUGCAAGCCUCGGCGGCCGAACUCCGAAGGGCCAAGCUGGAGCUUCCCCCGCCAGGUAAAGAGGAGGAGUUCCCCAAGAAGCCCCUGGGGCAGCUCCCCGAGUCGGCGGGCAACCACGUGGGCAACGGACAGACUCGCGCCGAGCCGCCGCCCGCGCCAUCGCCAGGCGGCCGUCCCCCUAGUCGGUCGCGCCGUGACUCACCGGACAAGUCGGUAAGCCCGCGCAAGUCCGACGCCAAGGAGGGGCGGGUCAAGAUCGCCUCCGACGGCCGGCGCCCGCCCGAAAAGGGCCCGGUUCAGAGAGAAAGGGCCGCCGACCACAACUCCCAUCGAGAUAUCGGGCCUCGUUGGUUCAAACCCUCCGAAACCAAGCUGGAGGCGGCCAAAGCUACGGCGGCCCAGGCGGGGCAGCGGAACCGGGCGGGAGCGGCCUCGCCCGCCCCGUCCCAUUCCGAGCGCCGCCCCCUCUCCGAAGGCUCUGUUCCGGGCGCCGACCGCGGUUCCAACGCCUCCCAGUACGACAACGUUCCGGGGCUGGAGCCGGCGUUUGAGAUCUUGGAGCUGGAGAGACCGCCGUCUCGGACGCGUCCUCCUCGCAGCGAGACCCCCGCCUGCUUCGUUGCGCCCGGAUACGGCGAGACCGUGUUUUCGCCUCAGUUGGGCUCUAGGAUUCCCUCGCACCCGCCCGCGCCCUCAUCCGGCCACCGUCAUCCGGCGGGAGUCCAGAAGCGCUUCCCCGGAGACCAAAACCGUGACCAGCCCCCUGCUGAGGUCCCCGUCUUUCACCCCGGGAUCAGACGCGGGGACCCGGCGCUCUGUGAUCAACCCUACGCCACCGUCAGGCAAAAAAAUGCAGCUAAACGCAUCUCCCCGGAACAGGCGCUCAUGAACUACUACGUGACCCACCGCGUGCCGAGCCACCCGCGUGGUCCCAGACCGCCACCCUUGCUGCUGGAGUCCCACGGGAGCACCACCCCUCUCUAUCUGCAAAAGCUGACCUCCGCCGCACAGGUCCGGGCCCCUGCGGACGACGGUUCCCGAGGGCGCGUCCCGGAAGGAUCCCGAUGGGGCCGGGAGCCGCCGUCGUCCCCGGGCGGCGUGCCUCGCUCGCCCAGCUUUCAGAAAGCCCAGAUGUCUCCCGUGGAGGUGUUCGAGUUCCCGGAGGACGGGAUGCCGCGGCCCGUCGCUCACCAGCGACUCCCCCAGUUAUUUGGGGGAGCACACUACAGGCACGCACAGGAGGUCUUUGCCAUGCAGGAGUCCAUGCUGCUCUGA
Nerophis lumbriciformis (worm pipefish) is the source of this 2352-nucleotide messenger RNA. The record is from RefSeq and is a predicted model, not a curated record. Lineage: Eukaryota; Metazoa; Chordata; Actinopteri; Syngnathiformes; Syngnathidae.